AUCUUUGAACUCCCAAACUACAUUGAUCGGAGUCAGCUAACUGCCACCCUGGGAGGGUAUCUAAUCUACUGUCAUCAGAGUUGGGUGACGUUUAUAAAGGAGAUUGAUGCCUUUGUCCAGGACUUCCUCUCUGUCGUGCACAGACUCCCAUCCUGUAUCGCCACCCUACAGUCUCUGUCCAGGCAGACCGUUCCCACCAGCUUAGAGGAACUGAGGGACUUCUGCUCUGUAAAUGAGGCCAGGUUUCUACAGCUGAGAAGGGACUUGGGCCUUGACGAGCUGCUGAGGCACUGCGAGAGGGUGGUGGAGAAGCUGCGGUACCCCGAGAAUGAGCCCUGCUAUCAGGCCAUGGCUGGGACGGCCCUCUUCACCCACACCGCCUACGACAUGCUGCAGAACUACAGCAGGAUAACUGCUGCGGUGGAGAAAGUGGAGUUGCUGUGGCAACAGGCCUUCUCCAGGGCUCACCUCCAGCUGAAAGUGCUUCAGCUGGGGAAGGAAGCACAGCAGAUAAUUGAACAAAUCGACACCACAAGAAAGGAGAAACUGCAGCCGUACAGGAUAGAGAUCGCGAAAGAUGCCAGGAGAGCAGAGAUACUGAAGGUGGAAUUUGAGAGGUCCAUUUACACACCUGCAAUGGCCCUGGUUCGCCGUGCCGAGGAUGUGAUCCACACCCUGGAGGAGACAGUCCCUGACCGGAACACUCAGGGCCGGGAGGAGUGGGUGGAAGAGCUGGAGCGCGUGAAGGAGAACUUCCGCACGGCCGUGGAGCUCCCACACCAAACGCUGCGGGCUGUGUCUGACUUCUACUAUUACUACAACAGAUCCAAGAGUUGGUACAACAUGGUGCUGUGCGAGAACUUUCUCCAGGACCUCCUGUGGGGCGGGACCUGUGAGGGCCCCUACAAACAGCGCUACCUGCAGGACGCCAGGGGUGGCGCCGUCCCCAUGUGGAGGCGGGCUGUCUGCGACUUCCUGAGGAGAAGCCCCUCCCCCGAGAUGGAGGAGCUGGUCCAGCUCGCCCACCUGGCCAACGUCAUACCUGACAGUCAGCUGCAGCACAGCGGGAAGCAGCUGUCUCACAGGUGUAUGAUCCUCAGGAAGCUGCUGACCUCCCCUGGAGCCGUGCCGCUGAACGACCUCCAGCUGGCCCUGCAGUGGCAAUACGAGUUCCUGAGGAGCAGCCAGCAGGACGGCGAGCGUUCUCACCCGGCAGGUCCAGGAGGGCCGGAACGGGCACAGAGCCCUGCGGAGGGCUCGGGGGGGCCACCCAGAGACGGUCGAAGGUGCCCUGGGUACACCUCCGAUAUUCACAGCAGGCAAAGCAGAGGGGCCCUUCCCGGUCUGAAUAAGUGGGACUGUGGGAAGGAGCCUCUUCCAAGCGUGGGGCAGGGGACAGUGGCUCCCUUAGGGAAGCCCCCUUCCCUGAGUUCCUUCGAUUCCGGAUUUGACGGGGCAGGGAGCAGCCAUUUGGAUGCGGGGGCUGGGAGGGAGGGGUGGGAGGUGCUUCCCAAACCGCACUGCACUCGGGAGGCCUUCAGACCCAUCGUCCGGCAGCCGCAGAUCCAUGAGGAGAAUAUCUCCAGCGUGUCCGACUCGGAGGACUGCAGGGAGGAUUUUGAGUUUGGAGCUGUCGGGGGCGGAGCUGGGGCUGGGGGCGGGGGCGGGGCUAGCAUCCAGAUCAUCCCCAAGAUAACGCUGGACUCGGUCAAUUUCGAGAUAAAGGUGAAGCGGUCCGCCACUAUGCCCAAAAACCCCUGGCUCAGCUUGCCGGUGGAGGACCUGGAGAACUCGUACACCGUCACCAUCACGCCAACCCCGCAGACCCCGCUGAGAGACGUGGUCAGGAGCCCAGACCUGUCGGACAGGUCACGAGACCAGCCCACGCAAACUGAGGCUCAGGCCAGCACCCAGACCCUCUCCGACCUGAGCCCGAUCCGCAACGUCCUGUCCAGCACCAUAACGGACGCCAGGGACAAGCCCAACAGCACGAUGGACAGCGUCCCCACCCUUCUCUGGGACACGUACGACUUCCACAACAACAAAGAAGAUACGUGUGAAAGGCUACUUAACUCUUUGACUGAAGUAUCCUUGACUGACUGGGACCUGAAAGAGCAGGAGGGUCUUCGAGAAGUUGAGGAGAUCCUUGACCGAGCAGCAGGAAUACUACAGGAAGAGGAGAAUGUGCUGGCGCAGGAGGAGAUGCUGGACGUCCUGCUGAAGGCGGAGAGCGGCGGCAAACGGUGGGCUUCGUGGGGCGGCGAUGAGCAGCUCAGCACGGUAGGACCUGCCGCGCUCACCCAGCCGACUGCUCCGAGACAAUGA
Megalops cyprinoides (Indo-Pacific tarpon) is the source of this 2325-nucleotide messenger RNA. RefSeq lists its product as uncharacterized. The record is from RefSeq and is a predicted model, not a curated record. The transcript is spliced from 11 exons. The coding region runs from base 349 to 2325 and encodes 658 amino acids. Lineage: Eukaryota; Metazoa; Chordata; Actinopteri; Elopiformes; Megalopidae.